Molecule: messenger RNA, 2420 nt
Organism: Myripristis murdjan (pinecone soldierfish)
Lineage: Eukaryota; Metazoa; Chordata; Actinopteri; Holocentriformes; Holocentridae
Gene: acads
Product: acyl-CoA dehydrogenase short chain
Exons: 10
Coding region: 80-1297 (405 amino acids)
Biological process (GO): fatty acid beta-oxidation using acyl-CoA dehydrogenase; butyrate catabolic process
Cellular component (GO): mitochondrion
Molecular function (GO): flavin adenine dinucleotide binding; short-chain fatty acyl-CoA dehydrogenase activity
Source: RefSeq, a predicted model, not a curated record
CAGCCGCGUACUACAUAAAUAACACCUCUUCUCAUACUCAGCUGGUUGCACAAGCAAGCCGUGAAGAGCAUAGCUAAAGAUGGCUGCAAUUUUCAAAGCAAGGAAAGCCCUUGGCUUGUGUCUUAGUGGCUGCCGAAGUCUAACCCAGCUAGCAGAGUUACCUGAGAUGCAUCAGAUGCUGAGGCAGACCUGCAGAGACUACGCUGACAGAGAACUAACUCCUAUUGCUGCUAAACUAGACAAAGAGCACUCUUUCCCUGCCAAACAGAUUCAGGAGUUAGGUGCCAUGGGUGUCUUGGCCAUGGAAGUACCAGAUGGGCUUGGUGGGGCUGGGAUGGACUAUUUGGCAUACAGUCUGGCGGUGGAGGAGAUAAGUCGAGGCUGUGCCAGCACUGGAGUGGUGGUCUCCGUUAACAAUUCUCUGUACAUCGGGCCAAUAUUGAAGUUUGGUACGGAAGAGCAGAAAAAACAGUGGAUCACCCCCUUUACCACUGGAGAGAAAGUGGGCUGUUUUGCGCUCAGUGAGCCAGGUAAUGGCAGUGAUGCAGGUGCAGCCUCCACAAUAGCACGUCAGGAGGGAGAUGAGUGGGUGCUGAAUGGAACCAAAGCCUGGAUCACCAACAGCUGGGAUGCCUCGGCCACUGUUGUGUUUGCCACCACAGACAAGUCACUCAAACACAAGGGCAUAAGUGCAUUCCUGAUCCCUAUGCCAUACCCAGGUCUGUCACUGGGGAAGAAGGAAGAUAAGCUUGGCAUCAGAGCCUCAUCCACUGCCAACAUCAUCUUGGAAGACUGCAGGAUACCACUUGGCAACAUGCUAGGUCCUCGUGGUGCUGGAUUCAAAAUUGCCAUGCAAACCCUGGACAGUGGCCGUAUAGGCAUUGCAGCCCAGGCGCUUGGUAUUGCUCAGGCUGCUCUGGACUGUGCUGCAGACUACGCACACAAACGCACUGCAUUUGGAGCCCCCAUUGGAAAGAUGCAGGCCAUACAGUUCAAACUGGCUGAUAUGGCUCUAGCAAUUGAGAGCGCCCGUCUGCUUACCUGGAAGGCCGCAAUUCUACGCGAUGCCAAGAAACCGUUCACUAAGGAAGCAGCCAUGGCUAAACUAGCAGCUUCUGAGGCUGCGACAUACUGCUCACAUCAGUCGAUCCAAAUUUUGGGUGGAAUGGGUUAUGUGACGGAUAUGCCGGCGGAGAGGCACUAUCGCGAUGCUCGCAUUACAGAGAUCUACGAGGGAACCAGUGAGAUCCAGAGACUGGUGAUUGCUAACCAAAUAUUGAAGGAAUACCAACCGUAGACACACCGUUACUGCUCUUGGUACAAUAUGGACCCAGACCACAGAUCCAGUAAUCCAGUAUAAGAUGACAUAAGAUUGUGUCAUUGUCUCAUUCAAAAAAUACAGAUGGUGAUGUGAUCUGGAGCUGGAUUUGUGUUAACAUCUGGCAUUUAUCAUCAGCAGGCCUCUGUACCAAGAGUACAUUCAAGAUGACACCGCUCGCUGAAUCCAUUGUCUGUGUCCUUUACCUCUGCUCAAUCCUAGUUCAAGGGAAUCCAGCCACAAUUUCAAAAUCAAUGCAAGCUUGAUCAUCUCCAGGGAUAUUUCAGAGAUGUUACUUAAUGGUUCAGGUUUUCUCAAUUUUGCCUCCACUGCCUUGGAAGAUAUUGCCGCCCCAGAUAUUAGUGCCAUCUCAACAGCAAGAUCGGACUCUCAGCCAGCAUUUUGUUAAUUGAGGAUGGAUUUAUCUGACAUCAGUUUUGUUUCUCCUCAAAACAAACUGUGUUUCCUCCUAACCCCCUUUUUACCUCUGUGCAAGACAAAUGUUCUAUCUGCCUUUGAUUUUUCUUGGUGCUCUCCAAGCAAAUGAAAAAUUUGGAUGUAAGACGAGUCUUGCCACUGGAGGGCAGUAGCUUACCUUUUCAUUUCUUGUUCCAUUUAUGUGCUGGGUAAAGGACAGCAAUAUCAUGAAUCACUGCAUUGUUAUUUUAGUAUUGCAAUUACACACUGGUGUUUAGGACGUACACAUAGACCAUACAGAAUGUUGUAAAGGCAACUAAAUUCACUUUUACUUUAUGGAUGCCAGUUGGGGAUGUUACAUGAAUUACAAACAUGAAACGUCUCAAUUCUGUUGGUCGGCACAGUUGACAUUGUCAAAUCAGUAAUAGUGCAUUCACUCUAGAAUUAAUCCAAUGGAUUUGUCAAAGACUGUAAGAGGCUGUGUCAUGAAAUGUAUGCUCUUUAUUAUGGUGAUUUUCACAGUCCUCUAUUGUGCCUCAAUAACAGCUGUACAUAUUUUAUCAUAAUUUAUGGUGCGUGAAUGAUAAUAAAACAAACAAACAAGCAAAAAAAAACACUGUUAUAGUACUUUGUGGAUAGCAUUUAGAAAUUAAACAGCAAUUGUACUGAAAUGGCUCCUAAUAAA